Messenger RNA from Colletotrichum navitas, 1457 nucleotides. RefSeq lists its product as uncharacterized. Lineage: Eukaryota; Fungi; Ascomycota; Sordariomycetes; Glomerellales; Glomerellaceae. The record is from RefSeq and is a predicted model, not a curated record. The coding region runs from base 350 to 1288 and encodes 312 amino acids. The transcript has 2 exons.
UGCUCUCCCAGCGGCUGAGCACCCCCAAGCUGAAUAUAGUCCGACUCCUUUGACAACCGCAGCCAUGGGCAAUGCUCCCUUACGUCCUCAUUCUCGCGGCCAGGCUACAGCAUAAGCUUCUCCAGUCUCCGCGCCAGACCUACGUCUGCGACGACGAUGGGGGAUAGAUUGGCGUCCAAGUUUGUCUUGGAGCGCCCAGUACAGGUGCCCAAGCAGCCCCUCCCGUAGUUUCGCCCGUCCUGCACUGGUUUGACUCGUCUCACUUGCAUAUUAUCAAAGUGUCCCCUCUACUUUGUUCCUCUGUGUCUUUUUUCCUUCUUCUUCUUCUUCUUCUCUCCCCUCUUGCGUGAUGACUUCUUUGCAUCCGCACGACAAUUUCUACCUCAACGGGGGUAGCCACACCAGUGACUCGCCACCGCUCGAGACCGACAAGAUGCUCAAGAACACCAAUGGUGCGUCCGGCCCCGAGGCCGACGCCGUCCCUGACGGGUUGGAAGUGAACACUGGCGUCGACUACAGUACGGCGCCGCAGGCGUACCAGCCUGCGCCUACGCCACAGCAGCCAUACAAUGGCUAUGACCAACAUUACCAUGCACACACGCCUCAGACGAAUCAGACUGAAAUGACAUACACUGAUAACAACCACUACAACCGCUACAACCACGACUCGUUGACGCCCAAGAAAAGACGCACCGAGGACGGCACGAUAUGUGGCCUGCGAAAGCCGACGUUCUGGCUCAUUGUUCUGUCCAGCCUGCUAUUUUGCGCGCUCAUCGGCGUGGCGGGAGGGCUGGGCGCAAUGCUCGCGAACAAAAACAAUGAAAUCGAAAGUCUCCGAUCGCUCGCGGACAACUCGACGAGCGCGACACCGACGGCCUCGCCGACCACCUCGCUAACUGCUACGCCGACUGCCUCGUCGUCGCUCGCCUUCGACCUUAGCCAGCCCGCCGAGACGGGCACGCCCAUCGGGCUCAACAAGUGCCCGGGCAGCGGCUCACAGCUGACGUACCAGGUGCCCGGAACGAACCUCACCUUCAGCAAGGACUGCGGCACCGACUACCCGUUCAACGACAUUGCCCGGGUGCCCGCCAAGAACUUUGAAGAGUGCGUGCGGUUCUGCGCGGCCUUCAGCCUGCAGCCGCAGUCCCGCAAGGGGCCCUGCAGAGGCGUUGUGUACAUCUCCCCAGGCGAGCAGGGCGCGGACUCAAUCUGGUGCUGGAUGAAGUACAACCAGAACACGGGGCAGAAGAGGGCUAAGGACUACACCGAGUCCGCCUGGAUACUGUGAGGCACGCAUAUUUCUGAGACGUGGACGGGGUAGAGAAAAAAGACGGAACUUGGAUGGGGUGCGUGGACGGAUGCAUAGAUGCAUUGGAGUGUAGCGGAUACCCAUUUGAUUGAUACUUAUUAGAAAAUCGAUGCGAACUUUGUGUUCCUGGCAGAGAGAGAGAGAGAGA